Messenger RNA from Talpa occidentalis (Iberian mole), 957 nucleotides. RefSeq names its product olfactory receptor 10AG1-like. The transcript has a single exon. Gene Ontology annotation, molecular function: G protein-coupled receptor activity; olfactory receptor activity. Lineage: Eukaryota; Metazoa; Chordata; Mammalia; Eulipotyphla; Talpidae. The record is from RefSeq and is a predicted model, not a curated record. The coding region runs from base 1 to 957 and encodes 318 amino acids. Gene Ontology annotation, cellular component: membrane. Gene Ontology annotation, biological process: G protein-coupled receptor signaling pathway.
AUGGACUGCACAGGACAAAAUCCCCCUCUGGGGAACCACACUGCAUUGGUAGAAUUCAUCCUGAUUGGGUUUUCUGAUCUUCCCAACCUUCAAGGUUUACUUUUUGGUGUAUUUCUGAUUCUCUACAUCAUUAUUCUUAUGGGAAAUAGCCUCAUUAUCAUGAUAACUAAGGUUGAUCCUUCCCUCCAGACCCCCAUGUAUUUCUUCCUUGGGAAUUUUUCCCUUUUGGAAAUAUGUUAUGUGUCAGUUACUGUUCCCAGAUUAUUAACUGAUCUCUGUAGACAAUAUGGAAAUAUUUCUUUUCUGACCUGUGCUAUUCAAAUGUAUUUCUUUCUGGUUCUGGGAGACACUGAAUGCUUUAUCCUCACUGCAAUGGCUUAUGACAGGUAUGUUGCCAUUUGCAAUCCAUUGCUCUACCCUGUCAUCAUGAACAGUAGGUUCUGUAUACAACUAGUACUUGUCUGCUGGACCACUGCAAUUCCAAUACAUAUAGGGUUCACGUCUGUGCUCUUCACAUCACCCUUCUGUGAAUGUAACCAAUUGAAUCACUUUUUCUGUGAUGUACCUCCAGUUGUUCAGCUUGUUUGUGGGGACACUUUCAUGCUUGAGUUGUUGACUUAUGUGAUUUCUAGUCUAGCUGUUGCUGUGCCCUUUAUGUUGAUACUUGUAUCUUACGUAAAUAUAAUCUCCACCAUUCUGAAGCUGCCAUCAGCAACCGGGAGAGCCAAAGCCUUCUCGACUUGUUCUUCCCAUCUUAUGGUUGUGAUUUUAUUCUUUGGAUCAGGCAUCAUUGUGUAUUUGAGACCUAAGUCCAGCCAGUUAAUAGGAAUGGACAAAUACCUUUCCCUUUUUUAUGCCAUCUUGAUACCAGUGUUUAACCCCAUUAUUUAUUGUCUGAGAAACAAAGAUGUUAUGGUGGCUUUGGGAAAAUGCCUACAGAAAUGGAUUGUGCUGUGA